AUGAGCUCCAACCACCCCGAGCAGACAUUCCCCCGCCUUCACAAUGCUGUCAUUGGCAACUUAAACAACAUUCUCAAGCCAAGACCUUACUUCAAACGAGGGAGCCGUGAAAUCCUCAGCAAUUUUACCAAAAAAUACUCCACCUUUGUGAUGGCCAGCUUCACCUGUGAAAAUUCUCAAUGUUCCAAGGCUGGCUGGAGGAGCGGAAAGGUCACCAUUCUGAUCCGGGGCUACGAAAACAACGGAUAUCAUGCCACUAUUUUCAACCAGCGAUGCGAACGAUGCAAGAAAUUUGGCAGUUUGGAGUUGGAUGAGUCCGCCUACAUUGACCGAGUCUGUUAUCGACUGAAAAAAUGGGCCGGGAUCAGCUUGGAAAUGCGAAGCUCAAGGGACUGGAAAGGAACGCCGCCUCACAAGAAACACCUAUGUGAAGGGUGCAGAAAAGGGUUUUGUGAAGGCUGA
This is a messenger RNA of Podospora bellae-mahoneyi, 462 nucleotides long. RefSeq lists its product as uncharacterized. The record is from RefSeq and is a predicted model, not a curated record. The coding region runs from base 1 to 462 and encodes 153 amino acids. NCBI's taxonomy places the organism in Eukaryota, Fungi, Ascomycota, Sordariomycetes, Sordariales, Podosporaceae. The transcript has a single exon.